Molecule: messenger RNA, 1170 nt
Organism: Arachis stenosperma
Lineage: Eukaryota; Viridiplantae; Streptophyta; Magnoliopsida; Fabales; Fabaceae
Exons: 3
Coding region: 1-1170 (389 amino acids)
Source: RefSeq, a predicted model, not a curated record
AUGCCUGCAUAUCAAGGCGAUGACUUGGUGGGUGAUAUUCGGGUACUGCAUCGUGUAUUUUGGAGUUAUUACCUUUGUAUUAGGGUAUUCAGACAUUGUAAGCCAAUUGUCCAGGUGGAUGGGACUCACUUGUACGGAAAGUAUAAGGGUUGUCUGCUUGUGGCAGUUUCACAGGAUGGCAACAACAAUAUCGUCCCGAUUGCGUUUGCUAUUGUUGAGGGAGAGACUUUUGAGGCAUGGCAUUUUUUCCUUAGUAACCUCCGUCAACAUGUUGUUACUCGGGAUGGAGUGGGUCUAAUAUCUGACAGGCACGAGUCCAUCAAUGCAGCUGUGGAGCGUAGUAACGGAGCUUGGUCACCUCCUAGAGCUUUUCAUAUGUUUUGCAUCAGGCAUAUAGAGUCGAAUUUUCUGAGAAAGUUCAAGGCACCGCACCUCCAAAAACUGGUCGUUAACAUCGGAUAUUCCAGGACGGUGCGGGAGUACGAAGUGCGUUACCAGCGGUUAAGAGACCGCGGCGAGGCGUACACAAAUUGGUUAAACCGAAUUCCUCGCGAACAGUACGCAUUGGCCUUUGAUGUCGGGUACCGAUGGGGUCACAUGACGACGAAUCUAGUGGAGUGCAUCAACUCAGUUUUGAAUGGUGCACACAAUCUUCCCAUUACUGCUCUUGUGAAGGCAACAUUUUACAGGCUAAAUGAGUUGUUCACCCGUAAAAGAGCGAAGGCGGAAGCCCGGAUCAAUGCUGGCCAUGUGUUUUCUGAGAUAGUGACAUCGAAGUUGCAUGCAAACCAACUUGCAUUAGGAAACAUCCAGGUGGACCGGAUUCCCUGCAGACAUGUGUUCGCAUGUUGUGCCAACCAGCGACUGGAUUGGCGACUGUAUGUUCAUGAUGUGUAUAAGAUGGAUCAAGUGCGGCGGGUGUACCGAGCACGGUUUAGGCCACUAGGUAAUCCCACUACAUGGCCUGCUUACAACGGACCUCAGUUCAUACCAAAUCCGUACCUGCAACGGGUGGAGAAAGGUCACCCUAGGAUGACGCGCUUUCUGAGUGAGAUGGACACGAGGAUGUUACGUUGUCCUAGGCAAUGUACUCUAUGUGGUGCUGAGGGACAUAGUCGAAGCAGAUGCCGUCGGUCAGUUGGUUCAAAUACCAACAGAGAUGCCCCAUAG